UCAGAAUUCAGACAAAAACCAAGAAUCAUAAUCCAUAUCUGACAGUAUUAAGUUGCAGAGCUCAAACAUGUCUCUCUUACAAUCCCUCCUCGGCCAAAACAGCCUUCUUGAUUCUUUCUGGGGUAAUUCCUUCUUGGACACCCCAGAUGCUCAAAUGGACUGGAAGGAAACCCCACAUGCUCAUAUCUUCCACAUCGAUCUUCCAGGCCUUAGAAAGGAGGAUGUGAAGCUAGAAGUUCAUGAGGGCAGUGUGCUACACAUAACAGCAGAGAGAAAAGAGGAGGCGGAGGCGGAUGAGAAAGGGGUGAAGUGGCAUUGCAGGGAGAGGAGAGUCGGGGCCUUCUCGAGGGAGUUCCGGUUGCCAGAAAAUGUGAAGGUUGAUGAGAUUAAGGCUUCAAUGCAUGAUGGGGUGCUAACUGUGACCGUGCCUAAAGAUGAACACAAAAAGAAGACUAAACAACACAAGGCUGUUGAGAUUGCAGGGGAUGCAGAACAAAGCCAUGCUUCUAAAGGACUUGGCCGUUUUGUGUGCUGCAAAGCUUGAACUACCAGUAAACUACUACUUGAUUAUUCCACUUUGAUGCAUUGAAUUUAAGGCCUUUUGGUUCUGUGACUUUUUAUUUUUUGUAUGUGUGUGUGUGAGAAUUUUGUGAGGGGUAAUUUGUUUAAAUUGUGCAUGGUGUGUAAGGAUAAUGCAUGUAAGCUUGCUGGUGUGGCUGUGAAUAUGGUUGCUUUAUAAAAAUGCAAGUAAAAG
Messenger RNA from Rubroshorea leprosula, 754 nucleotides. Lineage: Eukaryota; Viridiplantae; Streptophyta; Magnoliopsida; Malvales; Dipterocarpaceae. The record is from the annotation of a GenBank genome assembly.